AUGCCGUCACCGUCGUCCAUGGUGCGAGUGCUGUCGUCGCGCACGGUGAGGCCGCCGUCGCCGUCGCCGCGGCCGCGCGAGCGUAUCCCGUUCACCUCCUGGGAUGCCGCCUUUCUCUCCGCCAACUACAUCCAGAAGGGCCUCCUCUUCCACAAACCCAAAGAUCAGGCGGCGCUCUCCACCACCGCCCACGUCGUCGACCACCUCGCCGCCGCCCUCGCCGACACGCUCGCCGUCUACUACCCCGUCGCCGGCCGCUUUGCCACCGAACAACACAAGGACGACACCGGCAACGUAUUGGGAUGCUCUGUGCACAUCGACUGCGACGGGCAGGGGGUGGAGGUGCUCCACGCCGUGGCCGACGGCGUCUCCGUCGCCGACGUGGUCCCGCCCGACGCCGACGUGCCGCGCGACCUGGUCGGGUCCUUCUUCCCGCUCGACGACGCUGUCAACUACGACGCCGUCGACCACCCGCUCUUCGUCGUCCAGGUUACGGACCUCGCCGACGGCGUCUUCGUGGGGUUCGCCUACAACCACGCCCUCUCGGACGGCACCGCCUUCUGGGACUUGGUCAACGUCUGGGCCGCCACCGGCCGCGCCAGGCUCGGACUCGCGCCGCCGCCAUCGGUGACGCCUCCGGUGUUCAAGCGCUGGUCAGCCGACGGAGGAGCCGCUGCCCCGGUGGUGCUGCCGUGCACCGACGUGUCGGAGCUCAUCGAUCGGAUUCCCCCGCCGCCGCUGCGCGAGCGGAUGCUGCACUUCUCGGCCGAGUCGCUGGUGGCGCUCAAGGAGCGGGCGCGCCAAGACCUCUUGGCCGCCGGGGACUCCGUCAGCGCCGCCGCGCUCACGCGUUUCCAGGCGCUGUCGUCGCUCCUCUGGCGCUGCAUCACCCGCGCCCGGAGGUUGUCCCCGGAGCAGGAGACCACGUGCCGCGUCGCCAUCAACAACCGCGCGCGGCUCCGGCCCCCGCUCCCGCAGGAGUACUUCGGCACCACCAUCUACGCCAUCGGCACGGAGCCGGUGCGCGCGCCGGAGCUGCUUGAGCGAGGGCACGGGUGGGCGGCGGCGGCCGUGGGGCGGGCGGUGGCUGCGCACACGGACGAAUCCAUCCGGGCGCGGGUGGCGGCGUGGACUGCGAAGCCGAUGGUGUACACGGCGCGGUUCUUCGACCAGACGGCGACCAUGGUGGGAAGCUCGCCGCGUUUCGACAUGUACGGGUGCGACUUCGGAUGGGGCAGGCCCGUGGCGGCGCGGAGCGGGAAGGGGAAUAAGUCCGAUGGGAAGACGUCGCUGUACCCCGGGCGGGAGGGCGGGGGCAGCAUGGACGCGGAGCUUACGCUAACGCCUGAGCACAUGGCAGCGCUGGAGGAGGACGACGAGUUCUGGGCCGCCGUGACGCCGGACGCGCCGGUGCGGUGACCAAGGGGAAAGCUUAAAUUUUCUUGACUUUCAGCUGACAACCUAAAGUGACGUUGCUAAUGGCUGCGUCCGAGGAGGAAUUGUUAACCGGCAGUCGUAUUUAUUACUCCAGUUUAACACCAAAA
Lolium rigidum is the source of this 1544-nucleotide messenger RNA. RefSeq lists its product as uncharacterized. Lineage: Eukaryota; Viridiplantae; Streptophyta; Magnoliopsida; Poales; Poaceae. The record is from RefSeq and is a predicted model, not a curated record. The transcript has a single exon. Bases 1 to 1419 code for a protein of 472 amino acids.